Messenger RNA from Pieris macdunnoughi, 495 nucleotides. NCBI's taxonomy places the organism in Eukaryota, Metazoa, Arthropoda, Insecta, Lepidoptera, Pieridae. The record is from the annotation of a GenBank genome assembly.
AUGGCUUUAUCAGUUGGACUACCGUUAUCUGGGUUGGAGACAGAAAAAUUUAACUCGUUUAGUCAUAUCAUAGACAUAGCAGGUCUUGCAAAGUCCCAGACGAGUCCAAGCCCAUCUGUCUCCAGUGAAUCUAGUGGCAUCGGAUCAUUAGGUUCGCUCAAGUCCGAGUCCCUUAACAAUGACUCCUUGCCAUCUAGUCCUCAGACCACAGAGAAGAAGUUAUUUCAACCUUUUCCGCAACCUCAGCCACGUCCAAUAGAAAAGCGGGAUGUCAAAGUAGUUAGUGGAGGCAGAGAUAUCCUUAAUCUAAUGGGUAACUUAACUGAUCCUCGAUGGAACUACCGUGCUACAGUGCUGCCUCCCAACAACCCUGCACUGUUCUUUGCUAACCGCUCACAGUAUCAUCGAUUGGGACCAUAUGGAACACGCACACAGUAUGUAAAAGAUACCUGCCGUGACUGCGGCUUCUCGUGGGUUGUAGCCGCUACAGACUAG